Cryptomeria japonica (Japanese cedar) is the source of this 2741-nucleotide messenger RNA. RefSeq lists its product as uncharacterized. The transcript has 2 exons. The coding region runs from base 43 to 2481 and encodes 812 amino acids. The record is from RefSeq and is a predicted model, not a curated record. Lineage: Eukaryota; Viridiplantae; Streptophyta; Pinopsida; Cupressales; Cupressaceae.
AUAUAUUGAUAAAAACAAAUAUUGAAUUUGUGGUGGGAUUCAAUGCGGAAAUCCGAUAACGAUAAGGCAGAGAGCAGCGUGCGGUUAGAUUCUCCGAUGGAAUCGCAAUCUGAAAUAAUCGAAAUAAGAGAUUCCGCGAGCCCCAAAGACAGCGGUAGUUAUAUGAAUUCGGAUGUGCGUCCAACGGGCCGCCUGCAGACGCAAUCUUCAAGUAUCAAAGCAGCACCAGAAAAGAAAUUAUUGGUGUUUGCCAUAAGGCUUGCCCUUUUGGAGAAGGCCGCAAGCGGGCUGGGAACAUUGGCCUUCGUCUGGGCGACAGUUGUGCUUCUCGGGGGCUUUGCGAUCAAAUUAGAAAGGGAAGACUUCUGGUUCGUGACGAUUAUUCUCGUAAUCGAAGGCACCCGAAUCUUCAGCCGCAGCCGCGAGCUCGAAUGGCAGCACGAGACUACUCUAACCAUGGCGGAAUUCAAGAAGGACGCAAAACAUGCAAGUUUCAAAAUCUUCAACGCCGGCCGCUCUUUCUUCGCCUCGAUUUGGGCGAAAUUCUCGACCCGCAAUGUUGCUCAAGAUUUGCAGAACAGAAGAUCAGAUUGGGCCCGCCGUAAAUUGAAAAGAAGCAUUUCUGCUUCGGACAAUCCGUUGGUGCAAUAUGCUUUUUCUCAGAACGUAAGAAGGCUUCUGUUCUGGGCGCAGUUGUUGUCCGCGUCUACGUGUAUUGCGUUGUCAGUUUGGAGAUUAGCAGGGCAAGACUACGGCAAAGUUGAGGGCAGCAGCGAGAAGCAGAAUCGGAAUCCCGCUUUGAAUGUGUUCUACAGCUUGGCUGUGGCUGAGGCGCUUCUGUUUUUGGUGGAGAAGGCCUACUGGCAAUGGAAAAUCAAGGUGCAGAAUCUGCUGGUCCAGGUGAAGGACGAGUUCGGAUUCGAUGAAAAAGAGGUGAGCACGCUUCAGCGGUUUUUCUAUGACACGUAUUCGCGGUGCGUCAAUGGAAGUGUUUUCGAAGGACUGAAGAUGGAUAUGGUGUGCUUCAGCGUGGAUUUGCUCAAGUCGAGCACGGACGACGGGCAGCUAACAGGUGCCCGGGUGCUUUCUGCCCUGGUUUGUGACUCUCGUUUCUCCGAAGAAACGUUGCGAUCGAUCGGGAUUAUGCAGGACGUGGUGGAGCGCCUCCUGGAAAUGCUCAACUGGAAGAAUCGUCAUGAACAAGAGAUCCGAAAGGUCGUGGCCGAGAUUGUAUGUAAUUUUGUUAAGAAGAAUCGCAAUUCGCUUCGUGUGGCGCAGAUCCCCGGUGCUCUGGAAUCCAUUGCUUCCUUGCUCUACGAUUCCACACGCAAUGAGUUCCAAGGAUACGAUUACUCGGGUUUUAGUCUUCUGGGGCUCCGCAUCCUGAAAAAUCUUGCCACGGACCACGGCAACUGUGCAAAGAUCGGAAGCACCAAAGGCCUGCUUGCCAAAAUCAUACGCUUUACAGACGUACAUGCAGCGAAUUUGACCAGAUCCCGAAUCAAGACUUUGAGGCUAUCAUUGCAGCUGCUGAAAAUGCUGGCGGCUAGUAAGGGUGAAACAGGGAAUGUGUUGAGAAAAGAGAUACUGAAAAAUGUUUUCACAAUAAGCAAUCUAAGAGAAUUUCUUCUCUACGAAGGCUCCGACCGUUUGCGGCUCCAAAUCCUGGCCAUUGAGACGCUCACCAGCCUUGCUCUGGAAGAGGAAGGUAGGGAGAGCAUUGGAAGCACCGGAGGAGUUUUGAGUAAUCUUUUCCCUGUAUUUUUCAUGGAGAGGAUUAAUGCUAAUACUAAUGAGGAUCAGGCGAUGAUGCAACUGGUGAGCAAAGCAGGAGAAGCCCUAACUCUGCUUGCACUCCACAAUAAUCACAACUGUGAGGCCAUGAUUAAACUCAAAUUAACGCAGCAUCGAAGCAGAAACGACCAUGUGAUCAGAGAUUUGAUUGUUGUGCUCAACGAUCCUCUUCAGGGAGUUCAUGCGGCAAGAAUUCUUCGGAACUUGUGCGCUUAUGCCAACACGGAUUGUGACGAGCUCAGGGAAAUCACGGAAGCGUCAGCGCAGAUCCUAAAGCUUGUGAUGGAGGAACAAGGUGAACUUCAGGAAGCCGCCAUAGGACUAGCCGCUCAAAUAUUCAAGUUCUUCAACAAAUCAAGAAUGAAUACUGUAUUUAACGAAGCGGGUUUAAGUAAAAGAUUAUUUGUGAUGCGAUUGAUAGAGGUUUUGAGGAUGCAUCCUCGUCCGUCAAUCAAAGUUCCCUAUAUCAGAAGAUUUUGCAUUGAGGUAGUGAUUUGUAUGGUGGAGAAGGACAAAGCAUGUUUUGAGAUGGAAAGGUUAGAAUUGAAGGAUGCUUUCGUGCGUGUGGAGGAAACGACGUCGGAGUUGGAGAGUUACAGUAGGUUAUCGGGAGGCAUUGGUCUCACCCGACACCACAUCACCAUCCAUUCCCUUGUAAACACUGCUCUCUCAUUGCUUUCUUCUUAAUUCAAAUGUACACCAUUUCUCUUCUCUGUGUACAUAAUGUAAUGUAACUUGUGCUUCUCUGUGUACAUAAUGUACUGUAACUUGUGCUUCGUUACACACAAAUAUUAUUUUUAAGUCCGUACGGCGCCGUCUUGCCGUUCUAAUGAAUUGGAAUUAUGUGUGUUUAGAUUGACGUUUUGAUUUGAGCCCCAAUACGGAAGAUUUUAAGCUUGCGUAUUUUGGCAUCGUUUCUCCUCGCUAAUCUUACGUUGUUUUGUUCA